AAGAAACAAAGGGGAAAAAGAAAAUCAUAAGUUAACAAAACGACACCCCUCAUCACAACUAUCAUCUGCCCACUGCCCAGUUCUUGUUCAUCCGUUCGAGACGGUUUAUGUGCAAGCUCCUUCGUAAGCAUACUGUCACUUGCAGUAAAUUUCAGAAGAAGUGGCAAUUCCCUCAGCUUUUAUCCAUCUGGGUUUGAUCUGAAACCUUCAAAAAAUUCCAGCUUUAGGUCUUUUUUUCUCCCAAUCGAGUGCUGCUAAAAAGAGCUACUAUUAUAAAAGACACUGUUUUUGGAGUAAAGAUUCAAACUUUUUGCUUCUAUGGAGGCUUACAAGAGAUGGGUUAGGAGGAAUCGUGAUUAUGUUCGCCAAUUGAGUUCUCUAGCCAGUGGAAUGACAUGGCUUCUUCCAGAGCGGUUUGCUGCAUCAGAAAUUGGGCCAGAAGCAGUCUCCUCGAUCCUUGGAAUGGUUACCACCGUAAAUGAGCAUAUUAUAGAGACAGUUCCAACCCCAGCGCAUACAAGUUCUGCAGAGACUUCUAUUCUCCCUUUGUCAUUAUGCCUUACUUUGCUGAGGGACUUGGAAACAUUGAUUGAAGUAGUAGCUGAGCAGCUCUAUGGUGAAGACAAAAAAUGGAAUUUGAUUGUUCUUACAGAGGCUGCCAAGGUGUGUGUCAGGCUGGCAGCUUUCAGAAAUACAGGAUAUAAAAUGCUUUUGCAAGGCGGGGAGACUGAAAACUUAGAACAUUCAGAUGAUUCCAGUCCACAAGAAAGCAUGGGGCAUUUAACGAAGCCCAUCCGAAAUCAAGGACCGGGUGCCAAUCACCCUCAGGGUUGGAACUCAUGGAAUCUUGAAGGUAGGGCGAUGUCCGCCUUAAGUAACUUCGGUCAGAAUGCUAGGACGGUUUCUGAGCCAACUUGGUUGCGCAGGGUUCAACAGCAGCAAGCAAUUCUGGAACCACCAACUAAGGUGAUCACAAAGCCCAGUCUGUCAACCUUCUUAUCUGAGAAAGGUACUCGUGGAGGGUUAUUUGUGACCGGGGAGAUUAUGUUCAUCCUAAGACCUCUUAUUUAUGUCUUCCUGGUAAGGAAAUAUGGAACACGAUCGUGGUUUCCUUGGUUCAUCUCUUUGGCUGUGGAUCUCAUGGGGAACAGCAUUCUCUCGGUCAUAACAAUGUCCCAGGAUAGCAGGAAAGA
Nicotiana tabacum (common tobacco) is the source of this 1193-nucleotide messenger RNA. The record is from RefSeq and is a predicted model, not a curated record. Lineage: Eukaryota; Viridiplantae; Streptophyta; Magnoliopsida; Solanales; Solanaceae.